Molecule: messenger RNA, 3630 nt
Organism: Odocoileus virginianus texanus
Lineage: Eukaryota; Metazoa; Chordata; Mammalia; Artiodactyla; Cervidae
Gene: RAB14
Product: RAB14, member RAS oncogene family
Biological process (GO): endocytic recycling; Golgi to endosome transport; phagosome maturation
Cellular component (GO): trans-Golgi network; Golgi apparatus; phagocytic vesicle
Molecular function (GO): GTPase activity; GTP binding
Source: RefSeq, a predicted model, not a curated record
UUGUGGUCCGACCCAUUGCGAGGGUGACAGGAAACCCUGUGCAGGGAGCGCCGCCAUCUUGGACCAGCCCGAGGAAGAUCCUGAGGGAGCCGCGGGAGCAGUCGCCGCUGCCACCGCCACUGCCGCCGGCGCGUCUGCAGCUCCUCGGCCUGCCCGCUGCCUGCCCGGGCCUCGACCGGCCGCCCCCACGGCCGCCCCCGCCCCUCUCCCGCUGCGCCCGCCCUCCUCUUCCUCGUCCUGACGCCCCCCUCCCGCCCGGAAAGCUGCCCAGCCACCAGCAACCCCCCAGUGCCACCAUGGCAACUGCACCAUACAACUACUCUUACAUCUUUAAAUAUAUUAUUAUUGGGGACAUGGGAGUAGGAAAAUCUUGCUUGCUUCACCAAUUUACAGAAAAAAAGUUUAUGGCUGACUGUCCUCACACAAUUGGUGUUGAAUUUGGUACAAGAAUAAUUGAAGUUAGUGGCCAAAAAAUCAAACUGCAGAUCUGGGAUACAGCAGGACAGGAGAGGUUUAGAGCUGUCACACGAAGCUACUACCGAGGAGCCGCGGGAGCGCUUAUGGUGUAUGACAUCACUAGAAGAAGUACAUAUAAUCACUUAAGCAGCUGGUUGACAGAUGCAAGGAAUCUCACCAAUCCAAAUACUGUGAUAAUCCUCAUAGGGAACAAAGCAGAUCUGGAGGCUCAGAGGGAUGUGACGUAUGAAGAAGCCAAACAGUUUGCUGAGGAAAACGGUUUAUUGUUCCUUGAAGCAAGUGCAAAAACGGGAGAGAACGUAGAAGAUGCUUUCCUUGAGGCAGCCAAGAAGAUCUAUCAGAACAUCCAGGAUGGAAGCUUGGAUCUGAACGCUGCCGAGUCUGGUGUACAACACAAACCUUCAGCCCCCCAGGGGGGCCGGCUAACCAGCGAGCCGCAGCCCCAGAGGGAAGGCUGUGGCUGCUAGUGACCGCCUCGCAGGGCUCUCGUUCGACCUUCCACCUCUGUCUGUCGGAAGCAGUACUUUUUACUGCCUCACUGUCUUCUGUACAUCUUACUGGGUUUAAUUAAAAAGAAAAAAACAACUCUGUUGUAAAAACAGUUUAACACAAUACUAAACUGCUAAACAACUAGAUGUAAUCAGGUUAUCAAAGGCAAGUAGAGUAAUAAAUCUCUCCUGCAUGGUAAAUCUAGACUUUUUUUUCCCCCUUGAUUGUCCCCGUGAUAGGUAUGUCACCAAUCCAUGAUUUAAACUGAGCACUGAUGCUGGACUUGAUUUUUUUACCCCUCCCUCUUUUUGGCAAGGCUUUGUCUCAUUGUACGGUUUAAUUUGAUGAUAUCUUAGGCUUUCUUCCCAUCUUUAACUGUUCAGGUAUGUCUGUUGUAACCCAUAAAUUUAUUGCUGUGAAAUGACUUCUGAUGAUAGAGAAAGGGUUCUUCAAAGCCUUUUGUUUUUGUCGGAUAAAUUCCCUGUUGUGUGGGUGGCGUUUUUCUUAAGGCGGUUUGCUUUUGUCUUAGCCUUGCGCAGGGAAAAUAUCCAUUUAUCUUUUUUCUUAUGCUUAAUUAAAUAGCUUUAUCCUUUUUUUUUACACCAUUUUAUCUUUUUCUCUUUAGCAGAAAGUAAAUAUGUAUAAAAUUUGAAGGAACCGAACUAACAAUACAUUCUGUGUAUAUUAUUUUAAUGAAGAAAAUAAAUUGAUUACUGGCCUUGGAACAGUAUAAAAUACCAGUUUGUACAGUAGGACCUAUAUGUGACCAUGUUACUCCCUUCCAUUUCACACGAGGAAAUAGACACAACUUCUGUUCACACGAUCUACUGGCUCCACCCUUUGGUGCUGGCAGUGUUUGGGGACAUUAUGCUGGAAAGAGCUCCUGGCGUGAGAAGAUUUAACACUAGCAGAUUCUGUUCCAUCUUUGCACUGUGGCUUACCUGCUGAUUUUCUUAACUGUUCUUGUGCAAUCAACAAUGUGCUAACCUGCUUUUCUCUUUUUGUAAACAUUUUGCAUUACAGGCUGCAUUUCUUGCCUUACUGUAUAGAAGAAGAAAAACGCUGGGUUUCUUAUUGCACAUUUUAAGCUUUUAUACCUGUAUCUUGGAAUGGUAAGAUUCUGAACCAGACAGCCAGAACCGCAGGUCUGCUGUUAAGGGAUUUUAAAUAGUGCAUUUUUAACACUACAGUGAAAUAAUUUAAGAUACCCCUUGUAUUCAUAGUAUAUUUAUGUCACCUCGGCAUACAUUGUUUCUGUAAGGGGGAAGGUGUUUCUAAGGGUGUUCAGUGUUUGUGCUGAUACAAAGUAAGUUACUACUUUGCACUGGGUGGUGUGGCCACUGACAGAAUCCUGUAUUGCAAGGGAAACAGUCUUAUUUCUGUAGACAACAGACUUAGGUUUUACCAAGUUUUUUACUUCUGUUGAUUGAUUCCUAAUUGAGUUUGUGGUUCAGGCUGGGAAUUGAGAAGUUACUUGAAGUAGGAUAGGUAAAAACCUCAUUAUAUAAAAUGCACCCUCAGCUCAACUGCUGUGUUUAAAAUACACAUUUUAAAUCCCUAUUUACAGACACUAAAGUAAAAAAAUACUGCUUUCUGGGUUGUAAACAUGUGGUAGUACCAGAGUAUUGUAUAGUCAAUGUUAAAUAAAAGCCAAAACUGGAAUGUGCAGAAAAUAGGAUUUGGUUAAUUUGUGGACUCAUCUUUAUUUUUGUCUUUGUUUAACUUUUUUAAAAAACAAGAUACCUGGAGUGUAUCGGGUAUGUUCUGUUAAGGACGUGCAGUGAUCCGUUUUGCUGACACUGUUGCAUCACGAGGGACUCGCCCAGGGACCAUGACCUGCUGGUGUGUGUGUAUAUAUUUACAAAACAAAGCAAGCAGACCGCCCACCGGGUGUGAGGGAGCCGUCACAGAUGAGGCCUGUGGCCUGUUGGGGUGCGAUGCCCUGGUUCCCAGAGGCAGUGACCGUGGGUCUUAACUGUGCUGUGACAGGGUUUACUCAGACUGCUGUACUCUUCACUCGAUGUAACAAAAUGCUAUUAAUCUAAAUAUUUGUAAAUAAAGUACCUGUAUCUAGAUUAAAAUUGUUUGCCUUAUUUUCUAAAUUAUAACAGGAUUUCAUAUUUUCUUCAGGCAAAUAGUUAUUUUGGCAUUAAGUUGCCAGUUUUUACUGCAAAACUGCCCUUAAUUGUUUAAAAAGACGUCUACGUAAGGAGCAUAUGAAUCCAUGCCACUCGGCACUGGAGCUCCAGUCUGACCCGUGCGUUCAGAUCACACCUGCAGUGUCUUUGAGCCUUUCUCAGUGUGGGAUCGCACGUCUGCUGGCUGGCAGCAUUCUCCCUCGACUCUGCUUAGGACCAGCUCCUGUCAUUGGCAUGUGGAAUCCCCUGUAACAAACUUGGGUGCUCAGAGAGAGAGAGGCAGACUGUUGUAACAUCUGUGUGCCAGACAUUGGGCAAGUACACCUUGGAGAGAAUGUGAAAUUCUUUUAAUUUUUAAUCCACGGAGAGCUUAUUACUUGUGUGGUCACCUGCUUUUCUGGGUUCCUCGUCGCCCUUGCACCUGUGAGGCCCUCCUGAUUAGUAAUUGGUGCUCAGUACUCUAUGCGUUAGACAUUCCAGUAUGAUGUUCAAGUAUUUUUCAUGGACAAUAAAGUGUUUGAUGCAG